CAUGCUGAACAAUUGCUGACCCAUGAGUUAUGUUUCAGUGAAUGGGAUGAGCCAACAGGAUAGCCCAGUGAACACUCACUCUUGACUGACUACAAUCCCAUAUACAAGCUAAAGUACAACCAUGGCGAAUAAAUCAAUCUAUGAUUUCUCUGUCGAGACCCUGGAUGGACAGGUGGUUCCGCUCGGUAGCUACAGGGGUAAAGUGCUUCUCAUCAUCAACGUUGCCACCUUCUGAGGGUCAACAAUAGAGGAGUACCACCGACUGAAUGCACUGAUGGAAAUGUUUGAUGACCUCAACUUCACUGUCCUGGGAUUCCCCUGCAACCAGUUCGGUCUUCAGUCACCUGAGGUGAACCAUGAAACCCUCAAUAUCCUCAAGUAUGUGAGGCCCGGUGGGGGGUUUGUGCCAAAGUUUCCUGUCUUUGGAAAGGUUGAGGUGAAUGGAUUAAAUGAGGAGCCUCUUUUCACCUAUCUAAAGGAAUCUUUGCCAUUUGUGAACCCUAUUAUUGGAGACACAAAGAAAUUCUACUGGUCCCCAAUCAACGUCAAUGACAUUCGGUGGAAUUUUGAAAAGUUCCUAAUCACUGCAGAUGGCAUGCCCUUCAGAAGGUAUGAACUUCACUGCCCCAUCGAGAACGUGGAGAAUGACAUAGCAGAGCUUCUCUGAUGGAUUCGCUUCGAUUUGUCACCGGUGGCAGAGUGACGAUCCCUCAGUAAAUGCAACCGUGCAACUGAGCUGGAUCUGAUGGGAAGAGGAACAGGACUCGGGGCUUCAGUGCAUUCACUCUGAGGACAAGUUCCCUUCAGCCACUGAUGGAGCUUUCAUGUCACUGUCACACUUCUCUCUCAUGUGAUGGUGUCUGCAACUCAAAAAUAAAUAAAACA
Messenger RNA from Epinephelus fuscoguttatus (brown-marbled grouper), 885 nucleotides. It is a transcript of the gene gpx9, whose product is annotated as glutathione peroxidase 9. The transcript has 5 exons. Gene Ontology annotation, biological process: response to oxidative stress. Gene Ontology annotation, molecular function: glutathione peroxidase activity. The record is from RefSeq and is a predicted model, not a curated record. NCBI's taxonomy places the organism in Eukaryota, Metazoa, Chordata, Actinopteri, Perciformes, Serranidae.